AUGAUUUCAGAACUUCCAUUUGAAAGUUUUGUAGAAAACACAACCGGAUUUGAUGCUUAUAUCCCAAAAACAGAUGAAAAUAUUGCUAUAAUUAAAGAAGUAAUAGAAUCUAUUGAAAAUAUAGAUUUUACUUACGAACGUAAAGAAAUAGAGCAAGAGAAUUGGAAUGCUACAUGGGAAGAGAGUUUUACUCCAAUUUUAGUGAAUGAUCAAUGUUUGAUUCGUGCUGAAUUUCAUGAAUCUGUAGAAAAUAUUCCUUAUGAAAUAAUUAUUCAACCAAAAAUGUCUUUUGGUACUGGACAUCAUUCUACAACACACUUAAUGGUGGAGUAUAUUUUAGAAACAGAUUUCCAAGGAAAAGAUAUUCUAGACAUGGGAUGUGGAACAUCUAUUCUAGCUAUUUUAGGAAUGAAACGCGGAGCUAAUUAUGCCGAGUGUAUAGAUAUUGAUGAAUGGGCAGUUGAAAAUUCUAUUGAAAACGGAAAGAAAAAUGGUGUUAGUCUUGACGCUAAAAUGGGAGAUAAUUCUCUUUUAGGAAGUAAAGAAUUUGAUAUUAUUUUAGCUAACAUUAAUAAGAAUAUUUUGAUUAGUCAAAUACCUUCUUAUAUUAAUGUUUUAAAGAAUGAAGGUGAUUUAUUCUUAAGUGGUUUAAUGGAACAAGAUUUUGAUGAUAUUUAUGCUUUCUGUAAUGAGAAAGGAUUAAAAUUCAUCUCGAAAAAACAACGUAAUGAAUGGAUAGCACUCCAUUUUAAAAAAUAA
This is a messenger RNA of Teleopsis dalmanni, 759 nucleotides long. RefSeq names its product ribosomal protein L11 methyltransferase-like. Bases 1 to 759 code for a protein of 252 amino acids. Gene Ontology annotation, biological process: protein methylation. Gene Ontology annotation, molecular function: protein methyltransferase activity. The transcript has a single exon. The record is from RefSeq and is a predicted model, not a curated record. Lineage: Eukaryota; Metazoa; Arthropoda; Insecta; Diptera; Diopsidae.